CUGGGCCAAAUUCAAAAAGCGACCCAUCCAAACAUUACAUUCUCAUUUCAUCAGUAGCCAAGUAUCUCCCUUUCCCUAUCUCUCUCUUUCCCUCUCUCGAUUUCGUCUAAAUCCAAAGCUCGAAUCUCAGGCGACCGGUAACCGGCGAGCAACAUUUCCACCGCUGUAACUACAUCUUUGAGAGGAUGGCAAUGGUAGAUGAGCCAUUGUACCCGAUAGCCGUGUUAAUAGAUGAACUUAAAAAUGAUGAUAUCCAAUUGCGGUUGAAUUCUAUUAGGAGGUUAUCGACUAUUGCACGUGCACUCGGUGAGGAAAGAACUAGGAAGGAGUUGAUUCCAUUUUUGAGCGAAAACAAUGACGACGACGACGAGGUGUUGUUGGCAAUGGCGGAAGAGCUUGGUGUAUUUAUUCCUUAUGUUGGAGGCGUGGAACAUGCUCACGUUCUUCUCCCGCCUUUAGAGACCCUUUGUACUGUUGAGGAGACGUGUGUGAGGGAUAAAGCUGUGGAGUCGUUGUGUAGAAUUGGAUCCCAGAUGAGGGAGAGUGAUUUGGUUGAUUGGUUCGUCCCUCUUGUGAAGAGGCUGGCAGCUGGUGAGUGGUUCACAGCGAGAGUUUCUGCUUGUGGACUCUUUCAUAUUGCUUACUCAAGUGCCCCAGAGAUGUUGAAGGCAGAACUUCGGACUAUUUACAGCCAAUUAUGUCAAGACGACAUGCCUAUGGUGCGAAGGUCGGCUGCUACAAACUUAGGGAAGUUUGCUGCUACAGUUGAAUCUGCUUACCUCAAGAGUGAUAUCAUGUCAAUAUUUGAUGAUCUUACACAGGAUGAUCAGGAUUCUGUGCGUUUAUUAGCGGUUGAGGGCUGUGCUGCACUUGGUAAGCUGCUAGAGCCCCAGGAUUGUGUGGCACAUAUCCUGCCUGUCAUUGUCAACUUCUCUCAGGACAAGUCUUGGCGUGUCCGGUACAUGGUUGCUAACCAAUUGUACGAACUAUGUGAAGCUGUAGGGCCUGAGCCCACUAGGACGGAUUUGGUGCCUGCCUAUGUCCGUUUGCUUCGGGAUAAUGAAGCUGAAGUUCGCAUAGCUGCUGCAGGGAAAGUCACCAAAUUCUGUCGGAUCCUUAGUCCCGAGCUAGCUAUUCAGCAUAUUCUUCCCUGUGUGAAGGAAUUAUCAUCAGACUCUUCACAGCAUGUCAGAUCUGCUUUGGCUUCUGUUAUAAUGGGGAUGGCUCCUGUUUUGGGAAAGGAUGCAACCAUUGAACAUCUUCUUCCAAUAUUUCUUUCUCUUCUGAAGGACGAGUUUCCCGACGUGCGCCUGAAUAUCAUUAGCAAGCUUGAUCAAGUCAAUCAGGUGAUUGGAAUUGAUUUAUUGUCCCAAUCUCUGUUGCCAGCUAUUGUUGAGCUGGCAGAGGACAGGCAUUGGCGGGUCCGUCUUGCAAUAAUAGAAUACAUACCUCUAUUGGCAAGUCAAUUGGGCAUAGGAUUUUUUGAUGAUAAGCUUGGUGCCCUUUGUAUGCAAUGGUUACAGGACAAGGUUUAUUCAAUUAGAGAUGCUGCUGCUAAUAACUUAAAGCGUCUCGCAGAAGAAUUUGGUCCAGAGUGGGCAAUGCAGCAUAUAAUUCCUCAGGUCUUGGAUAUGACUACCAGUCCACAUUAUUUGUAUCGAAUGACUAUUCUUAGAGCAAUUUCAUUGCUUGCACCUGUAAUGGGCUCUGAGAUAACUUGUUCUAAGUUGCUGCCUGUGGUUAUUACUGCAACAAAGGAUAGAGUGCCUAACAUUAAAUUUAAUGUGGCAAAGGUGUUGCAAUCCCUUAUACCUAUUGUUGACCAGUCGGUGGUGGAGAAAACCAUUCGCCCCAGUUUAGUAGAGCUAGCCGAAGACCCUGAUGUCGAUGUUCGCUUCUAUGCCAAUCAAGCACUUCAGUCAAUUGAUAAUGUCAUGAUGUCAGGCUAGAGAAGCUAAAAAUUGGCAGGUGAGAGUAGUACUAAUCUCUCUUCUAAUCCCUCUUUGGUAGUCUUGGAUUACACUCUCAUACGAAGAAACAAAAGGGAAAAGGUACAAUGUAAAAUGCAUCCUAUUGAGCUUGGAGACGUAUAUUGUUACUAAUUCUUUUGUAGGAUUUGACAUUCAAGAUGCUGUGACACUAAUGAAGACGAGUGUUUUUGUCAUGUAAAGUUGCUGCCAUACUUUACUAUUUGAUCUGCUAAGCUCAUUGUAUUUGUUGUUGUUAGUGUACUUUUUUGGUGUUUGAACUUACUCUUAGCUGUGUUAUUCAAGCAGAUUGAUUUGCUUUUAAA
This is a messenger RNA of Lycium barbarum (goji berry), 2293 nucleotides long. RefSeq names its product serine/threonine-protein phosphatase 2A 65 kDa regulatory subunit A beta isoform. Gene Ontology annotation, molecular function: protein binding; protein phosphatase regulator activity. Gene Ontology annotation, biological process: protein dephosphorylation. Gene Ontology annotation, cellular component: protein phosphatase type 2A complex; cytoplasm. Bases 186 to 1949 code for a protein of 587 amino acids. The transcript is spliced from 13 exons. NCBI's taxonomy places the organism in Eukaryota, Viridiplantae, Streptophyta, Magnoliopsida, Solanales, Solanaceae. The record is from RefSeq and is a predicted model, not a curated record.